Molecule: messenger RNA, 2574 nt
Organism: Hirundo rustica (Barn swallow)
Lineage: Eukaryota; Metazoa; Chordata; Aves; Passeriformes; Hirundinidae
Gene: VPS26B
Product: VPS26 retromer complex component B
Exons: 6
Coding region: 54-1052 (332 amino acids)
Biological process (GO): retrograde transport, endosome to Golgi; intracellular protein transport
Cellular component (GO): retromer complex; endosome
Source: RefSeq, a predicted model, not a curated record
GCCAGCGGGGCCGCGGGGUCCGCCCGCGCCGCCCCGCGCCGCAUCCCGGGGCCAUGAGCUUCUUCGGGUUCGGGCAGAGCCCGGAGCUGGAGCUGGUGCUGAGCGAUGCCGAGAGCCGGCGGCGGGUGGAGCACAAGACGGAGGAAGGCAAGAAGGAGAAAUACUUCCUCUUCUACGACGGCGAGACCGUGUCGGGGCGGGUGGUCCUCACCCUCAAGAACCCCAACAAGCGGCUGGAGCACCAGGGCAUCAAAGUGGAGUUCAUCGGGCAGAUCGAACUCUACUAUGACCGAGGGAACCACCACGAGUUCGUGUCCCUGGUGAAGGACCUGGCCCGGCCCGGGGAGUUCACUCAAUCACAGACAUUUGACUUUGAGUUCACACACGUGGAGAAACCUUACGAGUCCUACACGGGGCAGAACGUGAAGCUCCGGUAUUUCCUCCGUGCCACCGUGAGCCGCAGGCUGAACGACGUGGUCAAGGAGAUGGACAUCGUUGUGCACACGCUGAGCACCUACCCCGAGCUCAACUCCUCCAUCAAGAUGGAAGUGGGCAUCGAGGACUGCCUGCACAUCGAGUUCGAGUACAACAAGUCCAAGUACCAUUUAAAAGAUGUGAUAGUGGGGAAGAUCUACUUCCUGCUGGUGCGGAUCAAGAUCAAGCACAUGGAGAUAGACAUCAUCAAGAGGGAGACGACGGGCACGGGGCCCAACGUGUACCACGAGAACGACACCAUAGCCAAGUACGAGAUCAUGGAUGGGGCACCUGUGAGAGGGGAAUCCAUUCCCAUCAGGCUCUUUCUGGCUGGCUAUGAGCUCACUCCGACCAUGAGGGACAUCAACAAGAAGUUCUCUGUGCGUUAUUACCUCAACCUGGUGCUGAUCGAUGAGGAGGAGCGACGCUACUUCAAACAGCAGGAGGUGGUGCUGUGGAGGAAAGGGGACAUCGUGAGGAAGAGCAUGUCCCACCAAGCCGCCAUCGCGUCGCAGCGCUUCGAGGGCACGUCCUCGCACGGCGACGCCAAGCCCGCGGAGAACAACGGCCAGCAGUGAGGCCGGGGCGGCCGCCGGGAGCCCCCAGCACAGCGGCGCCGAGGAGGAGACGCUCAGAGACUUCACAGAAAUAAAUAACCCGGCUUUGACUUCAUUCCUUUCUUCGAAGGACUGGCGCGGUGGGACGGGGGCGGGAGGGCUCGGCCAGCCGGAGCUUCCCCGUCCCCGCGUUCCUCCGGAGGCUGGGGCCGGCUGCUCUGAGGCGACGUCCGGGGGCUGCGGAGCUGCCUGAUCUCCUCUGUGCCCCGAGAGCCUCGGCCUGGCGGCGGGGAAGGAGAGAGAGCAAGCGAAGGCGCGCUCUGCCGCUUCUCCCCGGCCGUGAGGAGCGUGCUCUGGGGCUCUGCGGUGUGGGAUUUCCCCAUUCUCUUCCCUGGGGGAAAACGGCCCGGUGGGUAGCUGGAUGCUAGAGGAGCGAUCAGAGACUGUGGUGCCCGGAAUCUUGUGGCGUCACCCCCUCGCUGCUCCCCCUUCUUCCUCUUGGUGCUGGCGUUGGAUCCCUUGCCACGAGCAGCUGGAUGAUGGAGGUGGCUCGGUCCUGGGACUGCCCCCAGCCCCGUGGAGCUGUGUCCCACCAGGAGAUGUGUGGAUGCAGGAGGAGGUGGCACGGGGUGAGCAGAGCGGGGACGGUCCCAGUGCUGCUGGGUGGGCGGCAAGUGGGGGCAGGAAGGCUCCAGGCCACGAGCUGUGCCGUCCUGGUCUUGUCCUGGCAGCCGCCUUGAGUGCUCCUGAGAUCCACGCUCCGGCUGCUGCUCCCGUGCAGCUCCCAGGUGCUGCUGCAGAGGUGUAGAGAGCAGUUUUGGGGCUCUCCUGUGGGUGGGUUUACGCUGCACACGCUGCCCUGCCCGUGCCUGUGUCCUUGGGACAGAGCAGGCUUUGUGCAGGGGUGGGCACACACGUGUGUGUGGUCUGGUUUGCCGCCUCGUGCCCGUGGGACGAGGAUUAGUGGGGACAGAAGGUGGAUGCAGUUGUGGGAGGCUCAAACAGUGUGUGUGGGCUGCUGGAAGGAGCCAGGCAGCAACUGGAAAGGUGGCAGAGCUGUGAUUGCAGAGACACGUUCCUGAGGCCUGAGCUGAAGUCACCAGCGAGGUCUGAGAGCAUGCAAUGAACUGAGAACCUGAAUGUGGGUUUUAUUUUUUUUUUUUUUUUUUUAAAUAAGCUGCUUUUAGCCUUCAGCUAAGUAGACUCAUGAGAACAUUCCCGGAAGGAAGUCACUCCUCCAUUAGAAAUCAGAUGUGGCUUUGUAGACGUGAUUGACUGAGUUUGGAGGGUGCCCAUCCUCUUCAGCAGGCAGGUGGAGAGACCUCCUACCCGAGGGGGAGACAGGCCUGCACUGAGGGCUGGGACAUGAGCUCUGUCAAGUGGGAUUUGUCUGGAUUUCCCUGAGUUUGUGGCUCACUAGUUUGUCCAGCUUCUUUCUGGCUCUGGAGUCAAGUUCCUCUGUCCCACAGCUGAAUGUGGAGCAGGUGUCUCACAGCUGGGAAUUGGAAGGUGCUGCUUUGUUUAGGAGUGGUGCUGGUGGAGG